AUGGAGAAAUGUCUUCAUCGUGGAAGCUUAAUAGAUAUUGUAUUCUCUUGGACUCUAGAGGAUAUUCUCAAUGAAAAUCUUUUCAAAUACCAGGUACCAAAGAUUCCAAAGACGUUCAUCUCAACAAAUGACUACGUGAAUUCAUUCUUUCCUGCAUUGAUUGAGGAAACACAUAGUUAUCUGUCUUCAAGCUUGUGGAAUGUUCCUCAAGCUUUUUGCGAAAUCAGGACAAUGGAAAUAUCCAAAGACUUCAACUAUCCCCACGCCUUGUUCUAUCAAACUACAUUGAAGAACACUACCGAAGAAGUGUACGGUGUAGGAAAAUAUGAACCUGAGGUUGGUGACCUCGUUGCAUUCACAAAUGUUCGACCUAGAAGCGUGUCUGAUUUGAGCAGGAUCGAAAGAUAUUGUCACAUAGGUUAUAUUUGUGGAUCAAAAGAUGAACUUAAUGAUCAGAUUACUAUGCUGUUGUCCAAGGAGAUGCAUAACAACAUUGAUUUGAGGAGUAACAAAGCCCAGAAACUCUACGUUGUUUAUCUCAUUAACAUGACAACAAAUAUUCGUAUUUGGAAUGCUUUGAACUCAGAUAUGGAAGAAUCCAACAUGAAUAUAAUUAAAAAAGUGUUGCAGCCAUAUUCAAGGAUGGAACAAAACUGUCAUACUUGCUGGUCAGGAGAAUAUCUCCCUCAAUCCUAUUCUCGAGUAAAAAACAUGAUCAAAGCUCAGAAUCUAAACAAAUCUCAAGAAGAUUCUAUUCUAAGUUGUUUUCAUAUAAAAAAAUGUCAUCACAAUGAUCCUAUUAAACUCAUAUGGGGUCCACCAGGAACAGGCAAAACAAAAACAGUUGCUUCCAUGCUAUUCUGUCUCCUCAAGUUAAGAAUCAGAACACUAACAUGUGCUCCAACAAACACUGCAGUGUUGGCAGUGGUGUCGCGCCUUCACAGCAUAGCUAAGGAUUCACUUGAGCAUGGUUCAUAUGGUCUCGGUGACAUAGUUUUAUUUGGAAAUAGUAAAAGAAUGAAAAUAGAUUCUUAUAAGGAUCUUGGUGAAGUGUUUUUGGAGAAUAGAGUUGAUGAUUUGUUGCACGCUUUUUCUCCAAUGACUGGAUGGAUAAAUAGUUUGGAAUCAAUGAUCAAGUUACUAAAGGAUCCUGAAGAGCAAUAUGAUUUGUAUAAAAAUGAUGUGAAUGAAGGCGUUGUUAUGUCAUUAGAAGAAUUUGCCAAUGGAAAUUAUAAUCAUGUGAAAAAUGCAUAUUUUUCAUACACGAAACACUGUGAGCAUGAUUGUCCCAUGACAUUGGAGGAGUUUGUGAAGAAGAAAUAUGAUUAUAUUAUAGAGCAGUACGAUAUGUAUAAAGAUGAUAAAAAGUUAAGCAUUGGUAUGAGUAUGGAACAGUUUUUAAGACAAAGAUUCUGUUUCAUUGGAGGGAAAUUGAAGUUGUUCAUGAAAACUUUGUGUACUCACUUACCAACAUGUUUCCUUCCAAUUAAGGUUGCGAAGAAAGUUUUUAGAGUUCUUGAGUUGCUGAAAUCUCUUGAAAAAGAAGCUUUACAUGAAAAAGAAGAAUUACUUCACACUCUUUGUUUUCUUUCUGAGACUAUUAAGCUUCCUAAAGUUACAUCCAAAUAUGGAAUAUCACAAUUUUGCUUGAAGAAUGCAUGCCUUCUUUUAUGCACUGCUUCAAGUUGUGUAAAAUUGUUCUCAGAAGGAAUGGCACAAGUGGAAUUUUUAGUGAUUGAUGAAGCUGCUCAGCUUAAAGAAUGUGAAUCAGCUAUUCCGUUGCAAUUGAAUGGCCUUAAGCGUUGUGUUCUCGUUGGCGAUGAGAUACAACUCCCUGCAAUGGUCAAAAGCGAGAUUGCUGAUAGGGCUGGAUUUGGAAGAAGCUUGUUUGAGAGGCUUGCUACGUUGGGAUACAAGAAACAUAUGCUUAAUGUUCAAUACAGAAUGCAUCCAUCCAUUAGCAUAUUCCCGAGUAGAGAGUUCUAUAAUAAGAAACUUUCUGAUUCUCAGAUUGUAAGAGAAAUAAGCUAUAACAAGCGUUUCCUUGGAGGAAAAAUGUAUGGUUCCUACUCUUUCAUUAACAUAUCUAAGGGUAAAGAGCAGUGUAAUCAUGAUCAUAGUUUGAAGAAUGUGAUUGAAGCUGCAGCUAUCUCGGAGAUUAUUGGAAGAAUUCAAAAGGAGUUUGUAAGGACAAGGAAUAAAGUUAGCAUAGGGAUCAUAUCUCCAUACAAGGCGCAAGUUCAUGAAAUCCAAGAGAGAGUGAAGCAGUACAUGGUUUCGGCUCCUAACUUCUCGAUUAAUGUCCGUUCUGUUGAUGGUUUUCAAGGCGGCGAAGAAGACCUCAUAAUAAUAUCUACUGUUAGAUCAAAUUUUGGUGGAAAAGUUGGUUUUCUUUCCAAUAGACAAAGAACUAAUGUUGCAAUCACUAGGGCUAGAUAUUGCCUUUGGAUAGUUGGAAAUGCAACAACUUUGAUUAAUAGUAACUCUGUGUGGAGAAAAGUUGUUAUGGAUGCUAAGCAGAGAAACUGUUUUCAUAAUGCUGAUGAGGACAAGAAAUUGGAUCAAGUUAUUGAGGAUGCAUGCUUUGAGUUUGAACUACUAGAUGAAUCUGAAUCAGCAUUUAAUAAACUAAGCAUAAGGGACAAGUCAGAAACUACCAACUUCUCUAGGUAA
This is a messenger RNA of Medicago truncatula (barrel medic), 2673 nucleotides long. RefSeq names its product helicase sen1. NCBI's taxonomy places the organism in Eukaryota, Viridiplantae, Streptophyta, Magnoliopsida, Fabales, Fabaceae. Gene Ontology annotation, molecular function: helicase activity. The transcript has 6 exons. Bases 1 to 2673 code for a protein of 890 amino acids. The record is from RefSeq and is a predicted model, not a curated record.